Molecule: messenger RNA, 1000 nt
Organism: Oryza sativa Japonica Group (Japanese rice)
Lineage: Eukaryota; Viridiplantae; Streptophyta; Magnoliopsida; Poales; Poaceae
Source: RefSeq, a predicted model, not a curated record
ACCCGCAGGGCGAAAAAAAAUUCUAAGAGGGCAGCCGCUGGGAAUUUCUCCCACCUCCCCUCCCCCACACGAAGCGAAGCGCAACUCGGCAGCGGAAGCCGCGCGCGACGACGAUGGCCGCCGCCGCCGCCGACUACGAGUACCGCGCCUACGGGGCCCCCGCCGACCACGACCGCCCCUACCACGGCCGCGAGGUGGUGCCGUACGGGGACCGCCGCAUCGACGUCGUCGUCAAGCCCCCGGGCACCACCACCACCACCACCACGAGGUCGCCUCCGCCGCCGCUGCCGGUGACCAAGGUUGGGGGCGGGGGAGGAGGCAUGGGAUCCGCCUGGUGCUUCAGCGACCCGGAGAUGAAGAGGCGGCGGCGGGUGGCGAGCUACAAGGCGUACUCGGUGGAGGGGAAGGUCAAGUCCUCCCUCCGCAGGGGUUUCCGCUGGAUCAAGGCCAAGUGCUCCGAGUUGAUCCAUGGCUGAGCCGUGGGAUCUUGGUGGAGUUCAGUUUGGGUUGGAACACGAUACAAGCCUGCAACCAUGUGCAAGGAGUGUACUCGCUACUACUAAUUUUCUGCCAAAAAUGCGGAAGGAUUUGUCCAAGAGACCGAGGGGAACUGUUCUUGGGUGGUCAGGUUAUAGGAAAGGAAAAGAAAACUUGUUAGGAGCUUUCUGAUGAGAUUGCUUCUCUUGCCGAUGCUGUUGUUACUGUCUGCUAAUUCUAGCCUAAUUUUUUCAACAAUUUUCCUAAGAGGAGUUGAAUCUUCGCAAAGGAAUCGAUCCAUUUGCAUGAGACAUCGAUCGCUAUCUUGUUUGUCCGUGAUCUUGUGGAGGCCUAUACUUUGAUUUCGUACGAAGACCUUGCAAAUAACCAGGUCGUCGUCUUCUUCUUCUUCUUUUUCGUUAGUGUUUUGGAUUGGGACAGAUUACCAUUUGUAUAGCCUACGUGAUGAAGGCAUGAUCAAGCGAAUAGUUAGAGGAGAGGAAGGAAAAUCAUUUGAAUUGUA